AAUCCUGAAUGAACUACAAAGAAAACAAUUUAUUGGGCAGAUAAAAAUGAGUAAAAUACCUCUCAGUGUUUUGCUGUUUCUGUUCGGCAACCUGCUCUCUUCUUCCGUUGUCCACGCCAUAGUCAAUGUUACUGGCAACAAAACGCAAUACUUCAAAGUGGGUAGUGACAGAAAUUCGGAAAAAGACUGUGAUCGGGGGUGGCCUCACUGUAAGCAACCAAUAACUGCUCAGCGAUCAUCUCUUUUGCCUGUUGAAGCAGAGGUUUUGAUAUUUGAAGACCUGAGGCUUUCAGUGGUGUACCCUGUGAUUCAAAAAUUCAAGUCAAUUAUCUCCUCGGAUCCUCAAGGAAUCACUAAAACAUGGGUUGGAUCGGAUAUAUGCAACUACAAAGGUUUUUACUGUGACAACCCACCCGACAACAAGUCGGCCACGGCUGUUGCAUCCAUAGACUUCAAUGGCUUCCAACUCGGUGCACCAUCCCUCGAAGGCUUCCUCGAUCAGCUCCCUGACAUUGCUGUGUUUCAUGCCAAUUCCAACAAAUUUGCAGGCACCAUCUCCACGAACAUUGCCAAGCUCCCUUAUCUAUACGAGCUGGACGUGAGCAACAACAGAUUAUCUGGUCCUUUUCCUACUGCUGUUGUUGGUUUGAACAGCCUAACCUUCUUGGACCUUCGGUUCAAUUUCUUCACUGGGUCAGUCCCACCUCGACUCUUCGCGCAGGACUUUGAUUUUCUCCUGAUCAACAACAACAAUCUCAUGCAAAAUCUCCCAGACAGUCUUUCCAGCACCCAUAUUCUCUAUCUCACCUUAGCCAACAACAAAUUUAGCGGUUCAAUUCCAGUCGGUAUUGUGGAAGCUUUGUCAUCUCUAACUGAGGUUCUGCUGGUAAACAACUCCUUAUCAGGGUGUUUGCCUUAUGAAUUAGGAUCACUUGACGAAGCAGUUGUAUUUGAUGCCGGCAACAACCGUUUAACAGGACCAUUACCCUUCUCCUUGGCUUGCCUAAAGAAAGUGGAGCAAUUGAACUUCGCUGGAAAUCUACUGUAUGGUAUGGUGCCGGAAAUGGUUUGCGCGCUUCGAAAUCUGAUAAAUCUAUCUUUGUCGGACAACUAUUUCACUGUUGUUGGGCCUCUGUGUCGGAUUUUGAUAGGGAGAGGAGUAUUAAAUAUUAGAAACAAUUGCAUUCCAGAUCUGCCUUUCCAGAGACCAAUAGUUGAAUGUGCAAAAUUCUUAGCAUUUCCCAGAGUUUGCCCUCGCAUGUGGACUUAUACUCUAAUGCCCUGCAUGUUUACCUCUAUUAAUCCCCCAAUUACUUCCAUUCCCAAAUAUCAGCCACAUUUUCCCUAAAUUUGAUC
Cucurbita moschata (crookneck pumpkin) is the source of this 1356-nucleotide messenger RNA. RefSeq lists its product as uncharacterized. The record is from RefSeq and is a predicted model, not a curated record. NCBI's taxonomy places the organism in Eukaryota, Viridiplantae, Streptophyta, Magnoliopsida, Cucurbitales, Cucurbitaceae. The coding region runs from base 47 to 1348 and encodes 433 amino acids. The transcript has a single exon. Gene Ontology annotation, molecular function: protein binding.